AAAAAUACUGUAUUUAAUAAAUGUUAUUACUAUAUACAAUCAUUGAAUCAAACAAAACCAGAAGCCAAUGCUGACAAGUGGCAGCAGCAGGCCAAAUGACAGACCAAUAGACUCCUCAUUACAAAGUAAAUUUAUCUUUAUCCCACCAAUCUUUUCUUCAUUCCUACAACUAGAAAGCUCCUUCCUUUUUUCCUUUCGUCGUCAUCAUCUUCAUCUUCUUCUUCUUCUCCGUUCCCUCUGAUGUUGCUCUCCACAGUCGGCAAGCUCAACGCCAUCCCUACGCAAUCAUAUUUACUUCUUCCUCCUUCGCCGCCCUGACAUCCAUUCAAAUCACUGUUUCAUUAACUACUUGAUCAGUAGCGCUCGAGUUCUUCUUUCUCUUCCUUUCCUAUGUCGCCGGUGACCAUCCGCUGCUUCGACUGGGACAGAGACCGCCAAGCGGUCGAGGAACUCGACGUAAGCUGUGAGGUUGGCUCGCCACUUGUCACGGUCACCAUGGGAGACCCUCUCUGCAGAGUUCGCAACAGCCCCGCUUAUCAGAUGCUGGUUGCUGAGCUAGGCUCCAAGAUUGUGGGAGUUAUCCGUGGCUCAAUCAAAACAGUCAUUGUUGGCACCUCCCAGGCUACCGUCGGCUACAUUCUCGGCCUCCGAGUUUCCCCUUCGCAUCGUCGUAGAGGCAUCGCCUUUCUCCUCGUCGGUGCCAUCGAAAAAUGGUUCUCUUCUAACUCCGUCGAGUUCGCUUACAUGGCCACCCAGAAAACCAACCUCCCUUCCAUCAACCUCUUCACCAACAAGCUCAACUACAUCAAAUUCCGACAACCGGUCAUCCUCGUCAACACAGUCAGCCGGCGACCGAUCCCCAUCCCAUCCAAUGUAACAGUAAUCAAUCUCUCCGUCGACGAAGCGACCUCUCUCUACAAUAAACAAAUGCGAUGUUCAGCCGAGUUCUUCCCCCUCGACAUAGACAGUAUUCUCAAAAACAAUCUCAGCUUAGGAACAUUCGUCGCCUGCCGGAAAGACGAGAGCUGGCCGACGGCGAAGAGCUGGGCUGUGCUCAGCGUCUGGAACAGCUGCGAGGUGUUCAAGCUGAGGUUAGGAAGAGUGCCAUGGUAUUUCGUUGCUUUGGCCAAGCUUUCCAAGCUAAUGGAAUCAGUACUUCUCCCUUGCUUUAAAAUUCGUGCAGUACCUGCUCUAUUUUCAGUUUUUGGAUUUUAUUUUUUGUACGGUUUACAUGGCGAGGGGCCGCAUGCGGGGUUGAUGAUGGAGGUUUUGUGUAAUUUUGUGCACAAUAUGGCUGUGAAGGUGAAGGAUAGCGAGAUGAUAGUUGCUGAGUUGGGAGGGAACGAUGAACUGAGGAAACAUGUGCCGCAUUGGAAGUGGAUCUUCAGCUCGGAGGAUUUAUGGUGCAUUAAGGCGUUGGGGGGCGAAGGGGGGUCUCAGGGGGCGGUGCCGGAGUGGGCGAAGGCGACGGCGCCGCCGGAGCUUUUUGUUGAUCCAAGGGAGAUAUAACUUUCUUUAUUUUUCUUUAAUUCGAUUUAGCUUUUUUUGUUCUUCUUGUAGCAGAAGAGAAAUUUGGACAGGUUGUCUCAGGUGACUUUAUUUUUUGCCGACAUAA
Molecule: messenger RNA, 1615 nt
Organism: Dendrobium catenatum
Lineage: Eukaryota; Viridiplantae; Streptophyta; Magnoliopsida; Asparagales; Orchidaceae
Product: probable N-acetyltransferase HLS1-like
Exons: 2
Coding region: 391-1509 (372 amino acids)
Molecular function (GO): acyltransferase activity, transferring groups other than amino-acyl groups
Source: RefSeq, a predicted model, not a curated record